UAAUUUAUUUUAUUUUAAGAUAUUCUUACCGACUUUUGUAACUAUGCGGAAAGUUAAAUGAAUGGCAGAAAUACCAAUCGUAGUCAAGUUUCUCGCAGCUCGCAGGAUAUUUUCGCGUGAUUUUCUAACCUAAAAAUCAUACGCUUUGUUCGAUUUUGUCAAUGGCCACGACAUAGAUAAAGUACUUAUUGUAUAGUAUACUACAGUUACAAUUCGACAGCUGUCAGUCGAACGUUGGCGUACAAAGAUAAGCGUGUUUAUAAAGAAGGGUCUGAUACACACGGGAAAGGAAGGAUACUUUGCGUGGACACCUGGCGUAUAUACAUUUUGAGCUCUCUUGGCUAACUCGGCUUCGGGUACGGCACGCUCGCGGGCGGCCGAUGCGGAUGAUAGGUAUGAUUUGAGCGACGACGUAAGAUGAUACUGAGGAACUUGCCAUUCGCGCAAUGGGUUCUGAUCCUAAUUCUCGUCAUCGUAAUAGUCUAUCUGCGACAGCGAUUAAACAACUUGGAGGAGAGCUACAGAUCACUCCAUGAUGUUGUCGCACGAAUCGAUGCUAGGUAUGACAAUGGACACGCCGAGGCGCGAAGAGGCAUUGAGGAUGAUCUAGAGGAUGUUAUCGUGAUAUACAAUAGAGUACCAAAAACAGCGUCCACAAGUUUCAUGGGAUUAGUUUAUGACCUGUGCAAGCAGAAUAAGUAUCAUGUGCUCCACAUUAAUGUGACCAAUAACAUGCACACUCUUACUUUUGCUAACCAAAUUCAAUUUGCAAACAAUAUAUCAAACUGGAAUAGUAUAAAACCAGCAUUUUACCAUGGACACAUGGCGUUUUUAAAUUUUGGAAAAUUUGGUACUAAACGUAUGCCUUUGUACAUAAAUUUAUUGAGGAAACCUUUAGACAGAUUUAUAUCAUAUUAUUACUUUUUAAGAUACGGAGAUAAUUUUAGACCUCAUGUUAUAAGGAAGAAACAUGGAGAUACAAAGACAUUUGACGAAUGUAUAAAUAGUGGUCAACCUGACUGUGAUCCUAAUAACAUGUGGCUACAGAUUCCAUUUUUAUGUGGCCACGAUCCAGCUUGUUGGGAAAUUGGUAAUAGCUGGGCAUUAGAGGAAGCUAAACGAAAUCUACAAAGGUAUUACUUUCUGGUUGGAGUAACGGAGGAGUUAAACGAAUUUGUAGAAGUAUUGGAGAAUGUAUUACCACGAUUUUUUAGAGGAGCGUACAACUUCUUCUUACAUAAUAAUAAGUCACACUUACGACAAACUACACAAAAACUCAAUCCACUACCUGAAACAGUAGACAUAAUCCAGCAAUCGGUUAUAUGGAAGAUGGAAAAUGAAUUCUAUAAUUUCGCUUUGGAACAUUUUCAUGCUGUGAAAAGACGACUCAUAAAUGCUUCCCCUCAAGACGUAAAUCAGCGUUUUAUGUAUGAAAAAAUACGGCCAAAGUAAACUACUGUAAGAAAUUA
Messenger RNA from Acromyrmex echinatior (Panamanian leafcutter ant), 1469 nucleotides. Its product is annotated as Heparan sulfate 2-O-sulfotransferase. Lineage: Eukaryota; Metazoa; Arthropoda; Insecta; Hymenoptera; Formicidae. The record is from RefSeq and is a predicted model, not a curated record. Gene Ontology annotation, cellular component: membrane. Gene Ontology annotation, molecular function: heparan sulfate 2-sulfotransferase activity.